GCUUCCAAAAAUGGUAUUUCCAAAUAUAGAACACGUUUUCCUGCAUUGUUCCCUGCAGCAUCUCCAUCCUGUCAGUUGGUUAGGACCACUGUGCAGCCACUGCACUGCAGUGCAGUGUGCUCCAGUCAGCCCCAGUGUGCCCACUCCAAAUUGCUCCGAGUGGCUGCAGCGUAUCAAGCAUGGCGCUGCACCGAGCGUUUACACAGUCGGAUUUUCUACCUUUUUGACACAUUUCCAACAUGUACUCACUUUAAGAAUUCCAUUUGAUGUUAGAUCGAUUGCGAGCCUUCGUUUUUAUACACAGUUUCGUAUUGGAAAGGAACAUCUUUCAUUUAAGUAGUCCUGGCCUUCUUGGAAAAUGCUUCCUCUUUCGCACAAAGACUCAAAAAAUCUGGGUAGCAGGAUAAAGGAGAAGCUACUGGGAUGGAAACGCUUAAUAUUUUCGGACAAAAAUACCAGGAAUUUAUUUUUGUUUCUACUGCUCAAUUUGUCCUUUGCCUUUGUUGAAUUAUUGUAUGGAGUAUGGACAAACAGUUUGGGCUUGAUAUCAGAUAGUUUUCACAUGUUCUUUGAUUGCACUGGCCUAUUAUUUGGUCUGGCUGCAUCUGUUAUUACAAAAUGGAAAGCAAAUGAACGGUACUCCUAUGGAUAUGUUAGAGCAGAAGUUUUGGGAGGAUUUGUUAAUGCACUCCUCUUGUUCUUCAUUGCUCUCUUCAUUCUGUCAGAGGCUGUUGAAAGGUCCAUUGAGCCACCAGAGAUCAAACAUGAGAGGCUUCUUGUUGUAUCUGUUCUGGGAUUGUUAGUAAAUUUAGUAGGAAUAUAUGUGUUCCAUCAUGGACAUGGACACGGCCAUGGAAUGGGGCAUGGUCAUUCUCAUUCUCAUAGUGGCCAUGGACAUUCUCACACAAACCAUAAUCAUAGCCACGAUCAUCAUGAUAUUGAAAUUGAUCCCUCAUUCAGUGGCACAAAUUCUCAGAUCAUGAAAGGAGUGUUCCUGCAUAUUUUAGCAGAUACGUUGGGAUCUGUGGGUGUUAUUAUAUCAGCAAUACUGAUGCGCCUGUUUGGAUGGUUCAUAGCUGAUCCAAUUUGUUCCAUGCUGAUUGCAGUAUUGAUAGUUUUAAGUGUACUUUCAUUAAUGAAAGACUCGUGGGAAAUACUAAUGCAAAGACAACCAGCAGCAUUAGAUCAUGUUCUGCUACAGUGUUAUAACAAAGUGACUCAAUUGGCUGGUGUAUACAGUGUACAAGAACCGCAUUUUUGGACCUUGUGUUCGGAUGUAUAUGUUGGCUGCUUGAAGUUAGAAGUAGCUAGAACAGUAGACCCCAAGUAUGUUGUGGCACACACACAAAUGAUAUUCCAAGCAGUUGGAGUAAGGCAUUUAACUGUACAGCUGGAUUAUGCACCUAUGUGAUCUAUGAAAGACAUUAAUGUCGUAAAGUGUUCUUCUAAGUGCUCCAAGACUGUAUCUGCUUGCGGGGUCUGUCAGA
Messenger RNA from Dufourea novaeangliae, 1487 nucleotides. It is a transcript of the gene ZnT86D, whose product is annotated as zinc transporter 7. The record is from RefSeq and is a predicted model, not a curated record. Lineage: Eukaryota; Metazoa; Arthropoda; Insecta; Hymenoptera; Halictidae. Gene Ontology annotation, biological process: zinc ion transport; transmembrane transport; intracellular zinc ion homeostasis. The coding region runs from base 359 to 1411 and encodes 350 amino acids. Gene Ontology annotation, cellular component: membrane; Golgi apparatus. Gene Ontology annotation, molecular function: zinc ion transmembrane transporter activity. The transcript has 2 exons.